Styela clava is the source of this 3913-nucleotide messenger RNA. RefSeq lists its product as uncharacterized. Lineage: Eukaryota; Metazoa; Chordata; Ascidiacea; Stolidobranchia; Styelidae. The record is from RefSeq and is a predicted model, not a curated record. Gene Ontology annotation, molecular function: nucleic acid binding.
UGCUGUGAUAUACUUAUGUCAAGUUGUUUAUUACAAGUAUUUAGUCUCCGUGAACCACUGCAAAUUGUGAUAUGGUAUCUAGGAAAAUGCAAAAAAAUUUUUAAAAUAUUACGUCCUCUCACUGAGCGUCAGUUUUUUUACUAUGAGCAUAAUAUCGUCAGAUGGAUAUCUCAAAUUUUCUUUUAUGACCUCUGAAAAACUGCUAUAAAAUCCUUGUUUAAAAUGCAAAUUCGUUUUUUAAGUAAUAUACGCUACUGCAGAGGGUUCUGAGUGUACUGAUUAUAUAUAUUCUUUAUGCUAUAGAUAUCAACAUGAUGUUCUUAGUGCUGACGUGGGCGAACUAAGGCGUAUGGGCCAAAACCGGCUCAUUGGGUAAUUGAAUUUGGCCCGCCUGAUGCUGCCACAACCAACUAGAACCAAAUUUUAAUGUUUCAGUUAAAAAUAGCUCAAGGAAUUUGUUGAGAUUGCGUUAAAUUUAGUUUGGGCACGAGGCUUAUUGUUUCUUAUCGAUUUUAAUUGCUAUCUUUCACAAGAUGUCUCAAUUCAGAAAUAGAGGGAGGGGUGGUUUUUCGGGGGGACGAAACCGAGGAGGAAAAAUCAGAGGCGGCAACACAGGUCGUCCUGGUCUCCUUGGUGCUGCCCCAGGCAUACCUGGGUUAUUGGAUUCUGUGACCUCUCAUGGCAGCCAGCAAAGCUACUCUCAAUAUGAGCAACCGUCUAUCUAUGAGCAGGAACUCAGUGCUUAUUCAGGUCAUGAUAAAAAGCCUGGACUUCUUGGCAAUGCUCCGAUAAAAGAAUCCACUAGCUGGUCCAGAGAGCAGAAAAACAUAGAAUACGAGCAACGUCAAUCUUACUCUGAUUCACACGAAUCAGAAUUUUCUUCUUACAAUCAACGACAACGCUCAGAAGAACGUAAACAGAUUAUUAAACAAGAGAGCCGUAGUUCUGAACGGUUGACGCCCGAGGUCAGGCGUAUUAUGACCACACUUGGCCUCACUAAAGGCGAUAUGGAGCUGUUAAGUCGCUUACCCGAUGACGAACUCUCAACAAGUAAUUUAGCCAAUCUUAUUCAAAGCAUCCAAAAUAAAAAAUCACGUCCCACAACACAAGAACAAAAACAUGAUCUUCGACAAGUUAUACAUCGUGCGUCUUCACAUGAUAAUGUUCAACAUUCUUUUAAAUCUGAGUAUCGAGCUUCGAGUCCUGAUGACCUCUAUGACCCUUCUGAGCCAACUGAGGAUGUCUUCCCUCAUCGUGGCCAAUCAGGUCCAUAUAUGAAGCGAGAGAGAUCACCUGAUGCUUUUUCAAGCUUUGAACAGAAAUGGUAUUCUGACCCUGUCAAGAAACAGAAUGAACAUUCCGAAAGUCAGGCAGGGAGUUCAAUUCUCCGAGGAUCUCGAGGUCCUGCAUCCAAGUCCACAUCUCGAUGGGAAAAAGAAGAACAUGUACAUUUACAGCGCCGCUCUUUAUCCCCACCUAGAAGAAUGUCCCCGCCUUUACAGCGUCGUGCAUCACCAAUCAUGCCCCGUCGGCCAUCUCUAUCUCCCAGAAGAGUGUCGCCACCCCCUCUUAUGUCACUGACUCGGCGCAUGAGCCCUCCCGCAAGAAGAUUGUCGUCUUCGUUGAGAGGAAUGUCACCCCAGAGAUUAAUCCCAGGACUGAGAAGUGGACUAUUAGGUGAUCCACUUGACCCUUCUACAAAGCAGUUGGAUUAUCUUGCUUCAAGUCUAGGUGGAACUAGAGAGCCACAAAGUUUACAACGAAGAUCCCCAGAAAGACAUUUCUCUGAACCACAGCGUUUUCUGGAACCACUUCAACGUGGACGUUCGCCGCCACAACCGAUGGUCCACACAAAUUCACAAAAACAAGGGAAAUCCAUCUUUGCAGCUCAGAUGCAUGCAGUAAGGGAACUUCAAUCAAAUAGUAGCAAAGGUGCUCGUAAAUUCUCUCAAGGAGGCCGAGGUGGCAAGGAAACGAAGAGUGUGAUAUCACCGAGUACAAGGGAGGAAGCUCAAGAGGAGGCUGCCCAAAUGCGAGCACGACAAGGCCGAGUUCUGUAUCUUCGUUACCAGGCUGGUAGAAAAGGAUUAAUAGUGGAGGAAGACAUCAUAAAGCUUGCACAACCUUUUGAAAAAGUGACGAAUAUUCUGCUGGUUAUGCCCAAGGCUGUGUCAACAGGGUGGUUUCAGGCAUUUGUAGAACUGGCAGAAUAUGAUGGGGCGGCAGCAAUGUUGGAGCAUUACAUGUUACGACCUCCCACUGUGAAGAAGGUACAACUCCAAGUACAGAAGUCAAAUCAUCAGACUCUGAAGCUUAGGGAACAUCAAAUGAACCGAGAUUUCAGCAGUAUGAUGAAGGGGCCUAACAGGAGAAGAAGACCAAGAUCAAUCUCAUCUGAUAGAAGCAACAACUCUUUUGACAAAUCAAAGAAAUCAAAACCGGUUUCAGGGUCAAAGUUCAGCAAUAAGAAUGAAAAGAAGACUGACACCGCUAAGAAGAUCCAGCCAAUUAAAAAGAAAACCAAGAAAACUCCUGUGGAAUCCGAAUCAAAUGAGGAACCGAAUACUAAUGGAACUUCAAGUAAAGAUGAGAAAGAAAAAGAAGAUUCUGAUAGUAAUAAAACAGUUUCCAAAGACAAGAAACCGGAAUCAGCAACAGAAAGCAGUGAAGCCCCAUCAGAAAGUUUUCGGCGUGUGGAUGAAGUUAUUGAAAAGAUGGAUCAGGAUGUUAUUGUGGAAGUUGACGAAGUUGCUACUUUGGAAGAAGACAAGAAAUUAAAGGAAGCGUUAGAAGAAAAAGAGAGGGCUAAGAAAGCAGCUGAUCUUGAAAGAUUGAAAAUAAUUCAGGAAAAUAUUGAGCAGUCAUCAACCAUGUUAGAAGAAGUUAUGAAAGAAAUAAAAGAGGAAUCUCACAAGGAAAUCAUAUCAGAAUCUCUUGAGUAUUUGGCAGAUUCUCUAGCGCAGUUGAAAGAAGUUGAUGGCUGGCAAGAAUGAAUUUUAUUCUGUCCGUAAUGCUUGACUGAACAAAUUGACAGAAUGUUACCAGGAAUCUGUGCCACUGUUUAUUACAGUAUUUGUUCUGUCAUUUACGCUUGACUCAACAGAAAUAGUAGUUUAAUGUUAUAUUGGUGCAAUUAUUCUGUCCGUCAUGCUUGACAUCAUAAAUAACAUGGAGACUGGCAGAAUAAGCUUGUGGCUAGUUUCAUUAUAGUAGUUCUGUCAGUCACGGUUGACUGAGCAAAUCAGCAUAAUGCUGGUGUUGAGAUUUAUGACUUGUGAUGUAGUUUCAUUAUUUCAAUUAUUCAGUCAGUCUAGCAUGACUAAGCAAUUAAGGUUUAUUUCGACUUCAUACUCAACAUAACAGGCGAUAAAAUGACUGAUGAAAACUGAUUCAGAAAUAAACCGUGAUGUCGAAUGUCCCAGAUAAAGCUGUUAUCUGCUGGCACUUAUUACCGAUCUUCUAAGCAGACGGUCAUAUAUGACCGAUUUAUAUGAAUGUGUCAUUAAAUAGUCAUUAUAACAUGGACGGGAUGUAUAAAACCUUAUCGACCUAGUCCAGGGCUAUGAAAACGUUUUUGGGCUAUAUAACCACUUCAAACAUCUCGCUAGUCCACAGAGAAGAAUAAUUUUCUGUGUGUACAUCGAAUUAAAAGAUUAUAGAGAUAACCAGAAGCCGCGGGAAAGGAAGGAUGAGAGAAAGAGGCUAUCGCUUACCCGUGUGCGCCUUUUCAAACAUAAACUGUCUGAUUUGGAUUUUAUGUGCAAUGGGGAACAAUCUGAGUGUUUACAAGGGCCACAAUAAAUGGGUUGUGGCCCGCGGGCCCUCUGUUACACACCCCAGGUCUAACCUGUGCGACGAAUAUAUAUUUCAAUUCUUUUAUAUGCAUUUUAAAAUACACAAAAACUUGUUUUAA